Molecule: messenger RNA, 1037 nt
Organism: Racocetra persica
Lineage: Eukaryota; Fungi; Glomeromycota; Glomeromycetes; Diversisporales; Gigasporaceae
Source: the annotation of a GenBank genome assembly
CGACAUUCGGUCAGAACUCUUAUUGUAGCAGUAAUGCUGAUUAUUGUUUCAAUAUUACCCUCCCUGAUAAAAAUUUACCUGAUGAUCAGAAAUGGGUUGAAUUUCGUCUAGAGUCUCCAUCAACUGCCGGAUGGCUCGGAAUUGGUAUCGGUGAGGGAAUGUCUGGAUAUUUAAUAGCAAUCACUCUCUCGCAACGUUCAGGUGAUAAACCCAACGAACCCAAAGCAACAGAUUACCAAAACGAUCUACAAUUGAUACCAAACAAAACAAGCGGCUUUAGCAAUGAUCGAUUGGUGGUAUAUUUUAGACGUCUUCAAAAAGUCAGAGAUAGUGUUAUAAAUGAAACUCAAACUUUCGCAUGGGCCUAUGCCACUACUCGACCAAGUGGUAAAGAUCCAGCUUCGAGCAUCCAAAAACAUAUAUACAGAGGUGAUGUGGUUUUAACUUUUGGAAGCGUGAAAGAAGAGAUCUCGUCGGAUACUCUGUCAAUUUAUGAUAAAUUGAUUAUUUCCCAUGCUAGUAUAAUGUUCUUUGCUUGGAUGGUAUUUUUACCUGUUGCUGUGUCGGUAGCCAGAUUUGCGAGAACUCUAUCCUUUUGGGUCAACUUGCAUCGAGGUAUUCUAGUUUUCCUUGUAAUUCCUCUUGUUAUCAUUGGCAAUGCAAUUGCUUAUGUUGCAUCGGGAGGUUUUCAGGCUAUUAGUGACCCCCACAAGAUUCUUGGUUUGAUUCUUUUUAUUUGCUUAUUCGUUCAACUGACUGUUGGUGUAUUUCAUCACGAGAUGUAUGAUCCUCGUCGAAACUACACACCUUGGUGGACUCAUCUUCAUAGGUGGCUAGGUCGUGCGAUUGUGGCCCUGGCAAUAUUUCAAGUUCCAUUAGGUUUAUCACUUUAUGGAGCAUCAAUGACAAUAUUCUAUAUUUACUAUGCCUAUGUUGCUGUCACUUUAAUUAUAUUUACAAUCCUAUCCAUUAAAUUAUAUAUCGCUAAUAGUAGGGUAGAUGAUAGAUCUGAAUUUAAACGAAUGGAUGACGACUAA